Cygnus olor (mute swan) is the source of this 5381-nucleotide messenger RNA. It is a transcript of the gene DENND1A, whose product is annotated as DENN domain containing 1A. Gene Ontology annotation, molecular function: guanyl-nucleotide exchange factor activity; phosphatidylinositol phosphate binding. NCBI's taxonomy places the organism in Eukaryota, Metazoa, Chordata, Aves, Anseriformes, Anatidae. Gene Ontology annotation, cellular component: clathrin-coated vesicle; cytosol. The record is from RefSeq and is a predicted model, not a curated record. Gene Ontology annotation, biological process: endocytic recycling; endocytosis. The transcript has 24 exons. The coding region runs from base 139 to 3480 and encodes 1113 amino acids.
CGACGGCGACGCGGGCCGGGCCGGAGCAGGGCCCGAUGCGGCGCACAGAGCGCGGCCCGCCCAGCGCCGGCCCCCGCCCCCGCCCCCGCCCCGCCUCGCUCCGGCUCGGGCCCGGGCCUAUGCGGCCCCCCGCGGACCAUGGGAUCCCGGAUCCGACAAAAUCCGGAAACUACCUUUGAAGUGUAUGCAGAAGUAACUUAUUCGGGCAUCAGUUGCAUUGGGAAAGAUCCUGAGGUGCGGAGGCAAUUCCCAGAGGACUACAGUGACCAGGAAGUUCUACAGACUUUGACCAAGUUUUGUUUCCCCUUCUAUGUCGACAGCUAUGCAGUUAGCCAAGUUGGACAGAACUUUACAUUUGUCCUUACAGACAUUGACAGCAAACAGAGGUUUGGAUUCUGUCGCUUAUCUUCUGGAGCCAAGAGCUGCUUCUGUAUCUUAAGUUACCUCCCAUGGUUUGAAGUCUUUUAUAAGCUGCUCAAUGUCUUGGCAGAUUACUCAGCAAAAGGACAGGAUAAUCAAAGGAGCGAGCUCCUUGAGACACUUCAUAAGCUCACCAUCCCUGAGCCGGGAACCUCUGUUCAUCUUGGAGUGCACUCCUACUUUACUGUGCCUGACAUCAGAGAGCUUCCUAGUAUACCUGAAAAUAGAAACCUGACAGAGUAUUUUGUAGCAGUUGACGUCAACAACAUGCUCCAUCUCUACGCCAGUAUGCUGUAUGAACGCCGCAUCCUCAUUUGUUGUAGUAAGCUCAGCACUUUAACUGCCUGCAUUCAUGGGUCUGCAGCUAUGCUCUACCCGAUGUUCUGGCAACAUGUUUACAUUCCUGUUCUGCCCCCACAUCUAUUGGACUACUGUUGUGCCCCAAUGCCCUACCUCAUUGGAAUACAUUUAAGUUUGAUGGAGAAAGUUAGAAGCAUGGCCCUGGAAGAUGUAGUGAUUCUUAACGUAGACACCAACACACUGGAAACCCCUUUUGAUGACCUUCAGAGCCUUCCUAAUGAUGUGGUUUCUGCACUGAAGAGCAGAUUGAAGAAAGUCUCUACAACUACUGGAGAUGGUGUUGCAAGAGCAUUUCUAAAAGCACAAGCAUCUUUCUUCGGGAGCUACAGAAACGCACUGAAAAUAGAACCUGGUGAACCCAUCACUUUUUGUGAAGAAACAUUUGUGUCCCAUCGUUCUGCUGUCAUGAGGCAGUUUCUUCAGAAUGCCAUUCAGCUUCAGCUCUUCAAGCAGUUCAUUGAUGGCCGCCUGGAUCUUCUUAACUCUGGAGAGGGCUUCAGUGACGUUUUUGAAGAAGAGAUUAAUACUGGAGAAUAUGCAGGUAGUGACAAAUUGUACCACCAGUGGCUCUCUACAGUAAGGAAAGGAAGUGGAGCCAUUUUAAAUACAGUAAAGACCAAGGCGAACCCUGCCAUGAAGACUGUCUAUAAGUUUGCAAAAGAUCAUGCAAAAAUGGGAAUAAAAGAAGUGAAAAACCGCUUGAAGCAAAAGGACGUUGCUGAGAAUGGGUGUUCUGCUGCACCAGAGCAGUCUCUACCAAGGACAGCACCUUCUCCAUUGGUUGAAAAGAAGGACCCUAAAUUAAGAGAAGAGAGAAGACCAAUCACAGUACAUUUUGGUCAGCAGCAAAGACUCCGUCCGCCUCGGCCACCGCCUCCAAAGAUACAGCGUUCAUCUAGGCCCGUUCGGCCUCCAAGACCUCACGUUGUUAAGAGACCCAAGAGCAACAUUGCUGUGGAAGGACGAAGGACUUCAGUUUCUAGUCCAGAACACCUUGUAAAGCCUAUGCGACACUAUACAGUCUUCCUCUCUGAGGACUCUUCUGAUGAUGAAUUUCAGCAGGAAGAGGAUCCUGUCUCUGGCUUCUCUGAAAACUUUUUCUUCUCUGCUCCUUUUGAAUGGCCUCAGCCAUACCGGGCCCUGAAAGAGUCUGAUAGUGCUGAUGGGGAAGAGGCUGUCAGUCCAGAAAAGGCAAAAGAGCCUCUGCCUCCAAGUCCUCUCCUCUCAAGCAACACCACAGAAAUCAACCUCCUUGAAGACAUUUUCCCUAACUUAGAAGUAGAAACACAGUCUCAGCCUCUCAGCCAGGCUAAGAGCCUAGAAGACCUGCGGACUCCCAAAGAAGAUGGACAUCAGCGAUGCACGUUUGACUACCAGAGAAUGGAACUUGGUGUUGCUGAGAGGAACAGGAUUGUACCACCCAUGAAGCUGUCUCACCCUUACAACAAGCUGUGGAGUAUGGGUCAUGAUGAUAUGGCUAUUCCUACCAAGUAUUCCCAAAGCUCACCAGAACGACCCCUGACUGCACUUGGUAACAUGCCGCCAAUCACAAGGAGACCCCGGAGCAGAGACAGCAUUCUGGCUCCUGUGGAAAAGGAUGAAUCAAAUCCUGCCACUCAAGGGAACAUCACCAUUCCUAGGCCACAGGGAAGAAAGACUCCUGAACUGGGGAUAGUGCCACCACCGCCAGCACCCAGGGCUUCCAAGCAUCAGAUUCCAGCUGGGCCAACGGAAACUCUUACCACCCACGCUACAGGACGUAGCCAUUUGGUUUCAGAUCUUAUCCCAGAGCCCUUCGGAGUUGGUAGGGUGUCCUUAGACCCUGAAGUCCAGCAGUCUGUAAAUUAUUCCUCUCAUUCAUCUCAGCUUUUGUCCAGUGCUACCAGCACUGCAGAGAUGCUCCAACCCGUCAAGGUGAAGACAGACAAUACUGGUAAUGAAAGUGACUACCUUCUUAACCUGCUGGAUCCAUUAAAAACAGCCAGCUGGCAAAGCAGUGGCCCACAGCAAGGCUCCUGCAGCCUGCAGAGCUCAGCCACUCCACCUUCUGGAGCGGGCUUUGCCUCAGUGGCAAGUGACUUUGUGCCUCCUCCAGCUGCACCAUUUGUCCAGUCGCUCAGUUAUCCUUCCCCAGUACUGCCACCAUUUUUACAGGCAUCUCCUAAUCCAUUUACACAAACAGUGCCAGGAGCCCUGUCAGUGUCUCUUGUUAGACCCCCAAGGGGCUCUUUCACCCCCACCUUAGGUCAUGCUUAUAGCUCUAGCUUCAUAACACCUAAUUCUGGUUUCUACCCAACACAAAGACCUCAGCCAAACAUUUCAACAUUGUCCAUGCCAAACUUGUUUAGCCAGGCUCCAGCUAUGGCACCAGCUAGCUCCUUACUGCUGCAGAGCCACAGUGCUUCUCCAGCAAGCUCUCUACAGCCAGCGUGUUUAAGUGGUCCUUCUAAAUCCAGAACAUUACAGGUGGGCAAGUCCAGUUCCAAGGUAGAUACCAAGCAAGUACUAGCUCUUCUGUCUAAUGAACCUCCUUUGAUCCCUUCCAGACCAGCUAAGGGCUUAGAGUCAAUGUUACAAUCCUCAAAAUCUGAGGAGACAAAAGAUCCAUUUGAAGAUUUGUUAAAAAAGACAAAGCAAGAUGUGUCAUCCACACCAGGUAAGGUUGAACAGCUCAGAAAGCAAUGGGAGACCUUUGAGUAGUGUUCCCGAUGGCCUUUUGAUGUCCCUUUGGAAUUGACAGAGAUUUUGUUUUUUUGAGCCAGCAUAAAACCAAGCAUUUCUUUUAUGGCAGUCUGAGCCAGGAUGGCUGCAGGACCAUCACCAUGCUGCAAUUCCCACGAUUGCUUUUUGCCCAGAGUUUGUUUUGCUGGGGAGUUCCCAUGUUGUCCUCAUCCCUGCAACUGUUUUCUCACUUUCUGCCACUGAAAACCCCAUGACUUUUGCACUGACCAAAGCAUGAAGGUAGUUGGGUUUUGGUUGAUUUGGUUUGAUUUUCCACACGUAGCUUUUCAGACAGUACUACUGAUGCAGAAGUUACUCCUGCCCUUGUAUUUUCAGUCCUUAGCACAGCCAGGAGCAUGACAUAGCAUGUUGUACUUGUGUUUUCUUGCUGCCUGUGUGAAUGGUGUUCAGUUCAGUUUUUCUUGUGUUGCUUAUAUAGCUAAUUUUCCUUUCACAUAUAAAGUGCAGCAAACAAACCAGCUUUGUGGACUGCACUGAGUUAAUCCAUUAGGCUUAGUCUGACCGAGUUUGUCCUCUCUUGGAAUACAUUCAUCUAGGUCAUACUAUUGGGUGAGCUUUUGUUGAAAUAUUUUUUUUUAUUUCCCUCCCCCAGUAAACUUGACACUGAGAGGUAACAGGGACCUCUCUGGUGCAGAAUUGUCGUAAUUCCUUGUUGCAACAAAACCAUAGCACAGAGCAGUUGCUCAGGGUUUGGUCCUGCAUCUCUGUUGGGAAACCGGAAACACCAGCAAUUGAUUUUCUUUUGUUGUUGUUUAUAAUUUUUUUUUGUUUGUUAAAUACAUCAGAAAAUAGAGUCCAUGAAGAGUAUCCUAGUUCUUAUGUAUGUGUAUGUUAAUAUUAUAUAUAAAUAUUACAUAUGGCAGUAUAUGAAUGGGAUGUAACAAUAUCUUGAUUAUUAAAAAAAAAAAGAGAGAGAAAAAAAAAUUGGGGUAUAAAAGUCCCUGGCUCAUGAGUUCAAGUUAAAAGCAUACUGACAAGAUGCCCAAGUGCAGAGAGAUUAAAGCCGCAGUGCUUGUCUGCACAGACAGAAAUAAGACCAAGUAGAGCUAAGUGAUGUAAUGCUGGAAGGCCAAUGCAUGGCAGCUGCCUGUCACUGCUGGACUUCAGAAGUGCUAACUGCUACCUUUAAGCAAUGGGAUUUCAUUCUGGUCUGCAAGGCUCUCCAAUCCUUCAGCCUGUCUUAAAACCCACGAUCUUUAUCCUGCUUUUGAUGAGAACAGUUUGCUGGGCUAACGAGACAUUAACUGGACCAUGAAAUGGACUGCGAGGUCACAAAGUACAAAAAAAAUGCAAUGAGAAGGUUAAAGGGUACGUUCAUUCUGAUUUUCUAAGACACUUUUCUGUGGCAAUAGUAUUCUCAAGAAAUUUCAUAUUAGUCUUAGCAACUCCUUUAAAACUUGCUGUCUCUGCAGUUAUCAUUUUUGUUUUACUUAAGUGGUGCUUUUUUGUUUUGUUUUGUAUUUGGGCACAGUCCAAUUUAAAACAUGUUACUCCAGAAGACAUAAUCACAUCGCCAUUAAGCCUUUGGUAAAGGAAAUCAUUUUGGACACACGGGGAAAUUCUUGUAAAGCUUUAUCUGAAUUAUUUCCAAUGUAUCUAUUUUACUCAUAUACUCUUGGAGGUUUUCUUACUCUAGUGUAUGAAAAUAGCUGUCUGUGCAUUUGAGUCUGUGCAAUACAAAAGAAAAAUACUCUUAUUAUCUGAAAUGCCAACAGUUUGGGAAAGACCAUAGUAUUGCAUUAAUAUUACUCUAUUUCUGUAAAGCACUGUUAGUCUUACAAGCCAUUCAGUUGGAUUUGUAUUUUCUUUUUGUGUUGGAAGACAGAUGGUUUUAGUAUUGCAUAGUAAAAUAUUUAAAG